CCCAUCAACCAGCUGAGUUUAGGGAAGUGGGAGCAGUUAGCCGAUGGGUGCCUCGUUUUAGUAUUCAAGGUACAUCCUGAAUGGAUUCAGCUCCCGGGCGGUCAAUUAGGUUGACGUUACAUUGUAGGAAACGAGCACGCCGCCCACGGGGGCACGCAGGUGUAUUACAACGAACACACCACCGCUGAGACUCGCUCACCGUUACGACGUGCCAGAUAUGGUUGUUGUUGUAGUUACUCGCCCUAGCUUAGCAUAUAAAGUUAGUAACAUAGCAUGAUAUAACGUCGUUUAUACACCAAUGAAACCGUUAGAUUCAGACGAGGAGGAAGCGGAGCAGCUGAGUGCUUACCAAAAGGAGCUAAGACAGCAGGCCAACCAGAGCAUACAGCAGCUGAGCAGCACUCUUGAGCAGCUGAGCCAUGAUGGCGAAGAGGUGGAGGCGCUCAGAGGCGGUGAUGGCAGCCACAGUACCGCCAUGGCCGAAGAGGACAAGGCUGCAUGGAGCCAAAAGACACAGAGUGAAGCAGUUAAUCAGCUGAAGAGCCUUCUGCUGAAGCAGUGCAAAGAAGUUCCCUCUGCUCUCUCUCCUUCAAAGAAACAGUCUCCUCCAAAGAGAGUACAGCGGGAGGGAAGGUCCAGUUUGCCUGCUUUUCAGGAUUUGGUCCCGAUGAUUCACAACCAGUCAGAGUACAUCCAACAUCUGGAAGCUGAGGUCAAAUUCUGCAAGGAAGAGCUGCAGGGGAUGAAACAGCGGAUCAGAGUGGUGGUGGUGGAGAAUGAGAAGUUGCAUUCAGACCUCAAAUCCAAAGCUGUGGAUGAAUCUCUCAAAGACUAUGCGUUACAAAACUCCACGGUGAAUGAGAGCACAACAGCCAAAAGCCACAUAGGCUCCAAUACAAGCUAUAAUGUGCUACAGAAAGGAGAACACACCGCAUGGAAAAAUGAGCUGGAACAACUGAAAGUGAUCUACCAGGCCCAGAUUGAAAGCUUGGAGGCUCAGGUCAUGUCCCUGAGGAAAGAUCUGUCGGUCAGUCAGAAGGAGUGUGAGGAGGUGAAGGUUCUUCUGAGACAAAGGGAGAAACAGGUUGCAGAUGUGCUGAGGGCUGAGGGAGCCCCCCGUGUGUCAGGAUUGUGUCUGAAGUGUGCACAACACGAGGCUGUAUUGGCUGGGACUCACACAAAUCUGCAUGUCCAGGCUAUUGACAGACUCACAAAGGAGCGUGAUGAGUUAGUGGUGGCUCUGCGUGCUGUGCGAGCUAGUCAGCAGGAGGCGCAACAGAGGGAGUGGUCAGCCUGUCUCCAGGUCAAACAGGCCGUGGAGAUGGCAGAAGAAGCAAAUCUGUACAAAGCUAGGAUGGAGGUACAAUGUGAGCAGUUGUCCAGGGAGCUGGCACGACACAGGGAACAGCUGGAACGAGAAGCACAGGUCGUGCAGGAGAAACUGGCUGAGGCUAGAGAGGAGGGCCGAGCUGAGGCCCGCAAACAUAAAGAGGAGCUGGCAACUAAAGUGUCCAGCCUCUCCCAGCGUGUUGCUGAGUUAGAAGGGCAACUCGACAGAGCUCACAGAGACAAGUGCUCACUGACCAAUCAGCUGGAUGAUACUCUCCACAAACUUACGAGCCGGGAACAAGACAAUACCAAGGUGUGUGUGGAUCUGCGAUAUCAGCUCAGCCAGGCCCAGCUGAAGAGAGAGGAGGCAGAGAGAGAGCUUCGCGAGCUCAACACCAAGACCAGCAGACAGAUGGAAAAGGCUGCACAGGAAGUGGAAAGGCUGAGCUCAGAGCUGGUUGGCUGUCGGCAUCAUCUGGAGGCGGUCCAAAAGGAUGGGAGCCAAUGGCAGGCCGAAGCCCUGAGCCUAGCAGAACAGCUGGCAAAUGCCCAGCGCCAACUGCACCUCACCAGCUCCUGCCCAGCUCAGCCCAGUCCAGUCCAGUUCAGACCAGCACACCAACUGUACCGCACCAGACAGGACAGAGAGAGUGCAGAACGGGCUCAUCAGGAGGAGAAGGCAUCCGUGACCCUCUCAGCACAGGAAAGGGAGAGAGAGCUGUCUGGGCUGCUGGAGCAAACGGAGGCUCAGCACCAGCGAAGAGCUGCAGAGAUGGACGGUCUGCUGAGUUCCCAGAAUUCCCUGAUCAGGAAGCUGAAGGACGAGUGCUGCGUGCUAGGAGUGAAACUUGAAGAGCUGACAGAAAACAGCAGAAGUGAGAUGGAGCAGCUGGCCCUGGUGAAGCAACACCUCGAGGAGACAGUAAAGAGUCUGAGAGCUCGCUGCUGCGAUAUGGAGGAACAGUGUGUCCAGCAUGGCCGCAUGCACCAGCGCAUGAAGGACAGACUGCAGCAGUUGGACCGUCACUGUCAGAGCAGCGCCCAGCAGGUGUGUGAGCUGCUGGCCAAACAGAACCAGCUGAUGCAGGAGAGAAACACACUCACUGAGGAGAUGCAGAACCUACACAUAGAGAAAAUGACAUGCAGGCAGACAGAUGUGUUCAAAUCUUUUGUAUUAAGGUGCAUACGAAUGUUUUGCGAUGAGAACUUUUUAUAUUUCACAUUUGGUAUUAGACUGUUACUGCGUUUAGAGAUACGACGAUGUUUUUUUUUUAAACAUUUAAGCAAGCUGAAAGAAAAAAUGGCAUUUUUAGUCACAAAAGCAAACAAGUCGCCACCACCGCAGCAGAUUGACAUAGUGCUUUAUUGAAGCUGUCUGUAAGAAGGAAAAUAAUGUGCAUCCCUAUCAUAUACAUUUUAUGUGUAAAAAUACUAAGGAUGUACAGUGUAAAAAACAGCUUCAUGUUGAUGGUAAUUUGUUGUUUUCACAUCCUCGUGGCCUCACUGGCCAGCAGCACUGCAUCCUGACAGCAUGAGGGACAGGAAAAAGGCUGUUUGAUCGAUCUGCUGAGUUUCCUGACACUGUCUCAAGAGUCAACAUCGACUGAGCUGACUUCAGUGCUACAGUGCUUCAGGGAAACACGGCCCAACCCGCGAACAGCUGGCGGCCGUCCAGAGAUGUCUCACACAGCUGUAAAGCUACAGUAUAUGGACAUGGACGUGAAAUUAAAACUCAGUUAAGACUCUGUAAUAUUUGUACAUGUUUGCUGUUGUUUUUUUGUUUGUUUGCUGUUUAUAAAUAAAUGCAUCUCAUGCUUG
Scatophagus argus is the source of this 3147-nucleotide messenger RNA. It is a transcript of the gene sdccag8, whose product is annotated as SHH signaling and ciliogenesis regulator sdccag8. Gene Ontology annotation, cellular component: centrosome; centriole. The transcript is spliced from 19 exons. The record is from RefSeq and is a predicted model, not a curated record. Lineage: Eukaryota; Metazoa; Chordata; Actinopteri; Scatophagidae. The coding region runs from base 299 to 2698 and encodes 799 amino acids. Gene Ontology annotation, biological process: establishment of cell polarity; neuron migration; centrosome cycle.